Molecule: messenger RNA, 789 nt
Organism: Psilocybe cubensis
Lineage: Eukaryota; Fungi; Basidiomycota; Agaricomycetes; Agaricales; Agrocybaceae
Exons: 11
Coding region: 1-789 (262 amino acids)
Source: RefSeq, a predicted model, not a curated record
AUGCAGUCUUUUCGUGCGCUGUCUCCAUCAGCAAUUCGCAGGACAUCGUUAUGGUACAUGAGCAUGUUCGGCUGGGUUUUCAUUGCUUUCGUAAACAUCCUUUUGGUGGGACAACAAACCGGACCACCGCCAAAUGUCUAUUAUUGCUUGGCUCAAGCCAGCCUCGUAUAUUCAUCUACAGCCUACAGCGCCAUGACCUUCGCUGCAUACAUGACUCAGACAUACUGCUCAAUAGCUUCACCUGAGCUCAAACAUCUUAGUAACCGUCCACUCUUCGUCGCCUUAUUGCAUAUCAUCCCCAGUUUAGUUUUUGUCGCCAUUGUUCUAGAAAUCCUUAUUGUUGGUCUGAAGCAGAAAAAUCUCAUUGAACGGGAGCCCUAUGGAAUGUAUUGUCACCUUCAGACAUCAACACCAGCUCAUGUCACCGCUGGAGUCAUCUUAAUUGGAAUGUCAAUUGUAUUGGUCUUCGAGUUGCUUAUUUUUCGGCUUAUACGUCAAACUAGCCAAGGCGUUCGAUCAGUUUCACGGAACUCCAUGAGUGUGGCUCAAGAGAGUUUCUCGCGUGAAAUAUUCAUUCGAAUGGCAGUCUUUAGUACAUGGGCGUUCAUUUGUGUCGGACUGUCUAGUAUCCAAUAUCUACCUGACACCAUGUCGGUCGACUAUGCUAAAGUGCAGAUCGUCCAAGCCACGCUGCCUUGCAUUGCGACAUUGACAGUGGGGACACAAAGGGACGUUAUGAACACAUGUCUAAAACGGAGGAAAUUCUUUGAGUCCCGAACUGAGCUGUAA